GUUGAUGAUGUUCUCAAUUUUCAAUGAUCACAAAUUCACAACCUUAAUAGUUGUCAAUUUUUUGUGGGCAAUCCCUUGCUAGAUACUACCUUCCCUAACAAUCAAACUAGUAGUAACUAAACAAAGCAAGGAAGUAUCAAAGAAGUGAGUGUGAAAAAUGCCUUGGAGCAGGAUUUCAGGGUCAGUGUCCUCUCCUCAGGUGGAUGUGGUUAUUGACAUGGGCAAUCCAUUCCUUAACCUCACUCUUGAUGGUUUUUUGAAGAUUGGAACUGUUGCAGCCUCAAGGGCACUUGCAGAGGAUGCUUAUCAUAUUGUUAGAAAGGGAAGUAUCUCAAGUAAUGAUUUUGAGAAAACUCUGAAGAAGAUGUGUAAAGAAGGCGCAUAUUGGGGAGCUAUAGCUGGCGUAUAUGUUGGAACGGAAUAUGGGGUAGAGAGGAUCCGUGGCACCAGAGACUGGAAGAAUGCCUUGAUCGGAGGUGCAGUGACAGGAGCUAUAGUAUCUGCAGCCAACAAAAACAAAAAAGACAAGAUUGCAGUAGAUGCCAUUACAGGUGCUGCAAUUGCCACUGCUGCAGAAUUCAUAAAUUACAUUACCUGAAUCAACUUCAGUGAAUGUCUUGUUGGUAUUAUUGCAUGUUUGAAAAGGGGUUGCACACUUGGUCUCCUUUGUCUUUGCUGUUAAUGUAAUAAUUUCGAUGCAAUAAGAUGUGCUAUUCAGCUCUGUCGCUUAA
Trifolium pratense (red clover) is the source of this 731-nucleotide messenger RNA. Its product is annotated as outer envelope pore protein 16, chloroplastic-like. Gene Ontology annotation, molecular function: amino acid transmembrane transporter activity. Gene Ontology annotation, biological process: protein import into chloroplast stroma. Gene Ontology annotation, cellular component: chloroplast outer membrane. NCBI's taxonomy places the organism in Eukaryota, Viridiplantae, Streptophyta, Magnoliopsida, Fabales, Fabaceae. The transcript has 6 exons. The record is from RefSeq and is a predicted model, not a curated record. Bases 158 to 598 code for a protein of 146 amino acids.